AAUCCUUACAACCAUUUGCACCUAACGAGUGGAAAAAACUGGGUAGAGAGAGAGAGAGAGAGAGAGAGAGAGAUCUCUAUAUAUUGGCCCUUAACAAGCCUCACUAGCUCAGUACUAUACAAUCCUUAAUCAAUAGACACAACAUUAUCUUUAUCUUCCUAGCUCUUGCUAUCUAUGGCUCCUGCAAAAAACAUGAUCUCUUUUCUCUUCCUCAUAAGCCUCUUCUUCUCCAUGCAAAUUCAUGCUAGAGAAAGCCAGUUUUUCAGCAAAGUCCCAAGUGUCAACACCAAUGCCCAAGAGACAACAGUCAUACCCAACAAAGAACAAACUCUGAGCAAACAAGAGCAAGAGCCAACAUUCAUUCCAGAGAGCAGUACCCAAGGCAGCUACGGACUGUACGGCCACGAGUCCAACCGGCUGCCUCCCACCACCACCCUAACCAAUGUCAAUGGCGCCCCCUACACCUCCAACCCCAUCAAUGUCCCAUUCCAAACGGAGUUUGAAGAUGAUGAGUCCUUGAACAAGUACCUCGACACCAACGACAACAGUUACGACAACAACCAGAGGAACUAUAAUAAUUACUACAACAGCAAGAACAGCUAUGAGGCCAACCAAAAUGGUCUGGUUGACACAAGGCUGACAGAUCAGAGAGGCCGGUACCCCUCCACGGCCAACCAGAACAACUACUACAAUGGUGCCAACCAGUACUACAAUGUUGAGAAGCAAGGAAUGAGCGACACGAGGUUUCUGGAGAAUGGCAAGUAUUAUUACGACAUCAACAGCGAGAAUUACAAUCCAAAUCAGUAUGGGAACUCAAGAUCAAGUGUGAACUCGAGGAUUUGGUACGGUAAUAAGGGUUAUUAUCAUGGCAACAAUGAGAACUCCUUCGAACACAAUAAGCACUCCAUGGAAGGGUACCAAAAUGAGGAAGAGUUCCAGCAGGAACAAGACGAGUUCGUGCCUUGAUCAAGAUGCUUGUCGUGACAAUAUUAAUGGAGUGCAAAGAACGAGAUUGGUUCAAAGCAUCUUCAGGGGUCAUGUGUUUGAUACUAGCUACUUAAUUCAGUACUGUUUGUUUGGGGAGAUUAAGUAGAAAAAUACGAAAUAUAGGUUAAUUUAUGCAGUGCUUGAUCUUAUUCAUGUUA
This is a messenger RNA of Juglans microcarpa x Juglans regia, 1145 nucleotides long. Its product is annotated as protein E6. Lineage: Eukaryota; Viridiplantae; Streptophyta; Magnoliopsida; Fagales; Juglandaceae. The record is from RefSeq and is a predicted model, not a curated record. The transcript has a single exon. The coding region runs from base 175 to 966 and encodes 263 amino acids.